Molecule: messenger RNA, 690 nt
Organism: Lodderomyces jiufengensis
Lineage: Eukaryota; Fungi; Ascomycota; Pichiomycetes; Serinales; Debaryomycetaceae
Gene: SOD5
Product: Sod5p
Exons: 1
Coding region: 1-690 (229 amino acids)
Biological process (GO): superoxide metabolic process
Molecular function (GO): metal ion binding
Source: RefSeq, a predicted model, not a curated record
AUGGUAUCAUACUCAAUGUUAUCAACUUUGGCUUUAGCCUCUGAUGCACUUGCUGGUGACGCACCAAUUACAGAUGAUUCAGAGGGUGAAAAUUCAUAUAUUGCAACUUUUAGAGCAACAAAAACUUCCAACAUUUCAGGGUUCAUUUCUUUUGAGCCAUCAAAAAAUGGAUCAGUAGUAGUUUCGGUUGAUAUUUCGGGUUUACCAUCGACAGGAGGUCCAUUCCCCUAUCAUAUCCAUGAAGCUCCAGUUCCAUCAAAUGGUAGUUGUGCAGGUACAAAAUUACAUUUAAAUCCUUAUUUAGGUUCAGUCAAUGCAACUACUCCUCAAGGUAAAGAAGUUGGUGAUUUAGCAGGUAGACAUGAAGAUAUACAAGGUCUCUCUUAUCAAACAAAAUAUGUUGAUGAUUAUAUUUCAUUAAAUCCAAAAUCAAAAUCUUUUAUUGGUGACUUAUCAAUUGUUAUUCACUCAAAAAACAAUUCAAGAUUAAAUUGUGCAAAUACCACCGAGUUUAGCGUUGAAUCAAGUUCAGUCAAUAAGACCAAUGGUACCACAACUUCUUCAAGUUCUGUUGGUGGAAAAACUUCUGCUGCUGUUUCAACUGUCGUUGGUGGUGCUAAUGGACAAUUUGAAACUGGUGCUGGUUUAGUUGUAGGAGCAAUUGCUGGUGUUGCUGCAAUGCUAAUUUAG